ACUGAAUAAUAUAAUACAAUAAAUGUCGUCUGCUUGGAAAUUUGAAAACAACACUGAAAAGUGUUGGUUUUUACAUUGCUAGAAUACUCGGUUUUAACAUCAUUCGAGUCGAUGGAGAAAUAUUUCAGUCGAGAAUUUCAUGUGUCAUCCAGCAAUGAAUGUCUUGAAAUAUUGCAGCACACCGUAGGCGACGUUGGCUGUGUAGUUUGGGAUGCUGCUCUCGUACUGGGAGCUUACUUGGAUCACAUGAAUGAGACUGAACAAAAGCCAAUGAAAAAUCUAAAAAUACUUGAAUUGGGUUCAGGCACUGGAUUUGUUGGUUUAGUUGCUGCUGCAAUGGGUGGAGAUUGUUUAAUAACAGAUUUGCCUGAAAUGAUUCCUUUGAUGAAGAGAAAUCUUUCUAAAAAUGCAGCAUCAUUGAAAGGUGCACAUAGUGCAAAAGCAUUUGAAUGGGGCUCAGAUAUUUCAAGUAUUGUUCCAAAUAGUAAUGAAGGUUUUCAUAUUGUCCUGGCUGCUGAUUGCAUAUAUUAUAAAGAGUCUUUGGAUGCCUUUGUUAAAACAUUAGAAGACCUUAGCAGCCAUUGCAAUGGAGGGGUAAAAACUGAAAUAUAUAUUUCAUAUGAAGAUAGACAAAGUGAAGAAAAGAAAAGUUUAAUCUAUGACUUUUUUGAAAAAAUCAAGAUAACUUGUAACAUUUUCAAAAUACCUUUUGAAGAUUACCGAGAAGAUUUUAGGUGCGAAGAUAUUCAUAUUUUCAAAAUUAUGUCCUUAUAAAUUGAAUCCUUUUUCUUUAAAUAAAUUAUUUAAUA
Daphnia pulicaria is the source of this 809-nucleotide messenger RNA. RefSeq names its product protein N-lysine methyltransferase METTL21D-like. NCBI's taxonomy places the organism in Eukaryota, Metazoa, Arthropoda, Branchiopoda, Diplostraca, Daphniidae. Gene Ontology annotation, molecular function: protein-lysine N-methyltransferase activity. Gene Ontology annotation, cellular component: cytosol; cytoplasm. The transcript is spliced from 5 exons. Bases 112 to 774 code for a protein of 220 amino acids. Gene Ontology annotation, biological process: peptidyl-lysine methylation. The record is from RefSeq and is a predicted model, not a curated record.